Molecule: messenger RNA, 1609 nt
Organism: Notechis scutatus (mainland tiger snake)
Lineage: Eukaryota; Metazoa; Chordata; Lepidosauria; Squamata; Elapidae
Source: RefSeq, a predicted model, not a curated record
CGCCUCUUCCCUCCGCGUGUCCCGCUUCUUCCUUGGAGGAUCGGCGCUGGAUCCCUCGGGAGAGGCUGCUGGGUCCCGCUCGGGACAGCAGGAAAGCAACUGUCACCAAAGAUUUUCCUGCAACUCAACUAUCAACAGAUAAUAGUAAAUCAGCUUAAGACAUCAACCACCAAAACACAUGGAGCCUGGGAAACUGUUGGAUCCCCCGUCACACACAAGCAGCACUCCGAAAAACCACAAAAAACCUCAUGAAUGCUCAGAGUGUGAAAAAUCCUUUACUCGCAAGUCCCUCCUUUUGACCCACAGGAAGGUCCAUGUCGGAAGUGGAUCCAGUAAAGAUCUUGAGAGUGAGAAAUACUUCCCUGGAAAAAACUCCAAAGAUCUCGGAAGCCCCCCCAGACUAAAAUCCCAUAAAUGUGAGGAAUGUGACUCAUGCUUUAGUCGAAGAUCACACCUUCGUAUACAUCAGAAAAUCCACACUGGAGAGAAACCUUAUGAAUGUCUGGAAUGUGGGAAUUUUUUCCGUGAGAAAUGCACUCUCAGAAACCAUGAGAGGAUCCACACAGGGGAGAAACCUUACAAGUGUUGGGAAUGUGGGAAGUGCUUUGCUCAGAACUCAAGUCUUUGGAUCCAUGAGAAGGUUCAUGCGGGAAUAAAAUCUCACAAGUGCUUUGAGUGUGGAAAAUGUUUCAUCCAGAGGUCAUCUCUUCGGAGUCAUCAGAAAAGGCACAGAGGGGAGAAAAACGAAAAGUGCCUCGAAUGUGGGAAAUGUUUUCCCACAAAAUCAUCCCUGCUGCGACAUCAGAAACUCCACACUGGAGAGAGACCCUAUGAAUGCCCAGAGUGUGAGAAAAGAUUUAUCUAUUCUUAUGAACUUCAAACACACCAAAAGAGUCACAAAGAGGAGAAACCCUAUAACUGUGGGGAGUGUGGAAAAAGUUUUAUUUCAUCAGGAGAGUUUCAGAUUCAUCAGAGAAUCCACACUGGGGAGAAACCCUACAAAUGUGAGGAGUGUGGGAAAUGCUUUUCCCAAAAACAGCACCUUGGAAGCCAUCAGAGGCUCCACACAGGAGAGAAGCCAUACAAAUGCGAGGAAUGUGGAAAAUCUUUUACUCAAAAGGGAAAUCUUUGGAGACAUCAUAAAACCCACACUGGGGAAAAGCCACAUCAAUGCAACGAAUGUGGACAAUUCUAUCGUACCAUAUCAGCCCUUAGAAGUCAUAUGAAAAUUCACACAGGAGAAAAAAAUUACAAAUGUUUGGACUGUGGGAGAGCAUUUGCUGAACCUUCUUCCCUUAGAAGUCACAGCCGAAUUCAUACAGGAGAGAAACCUCACAAAUGCGCAGAGUGUGAUAAAUGUUUUGCUCGGAAAGAUACUCUUGUGUUGCAUCAGCGAAUCCACACUGGAGAAAAACCAUAUAAAUGUCUGGAGUGUGGAAAAUGUUUUGCCCAACCUUCAGCACUUCGGAUGCACACCCGAAAUCACACAGGAGAGUAGCUUCACAAGUGUGUAGAGUAUGAGAAAUCAUUUCAUUGCAAAUCAAAGUUAAAAACACACCAGAAAGAGUUAAACCUGUUUAGUUGUGGACAAUGUGGAAAACGUGUUUUU